This is a messenger RNA of Cannabis sativa, 1860 nucleotides long. Its product is annotated as elongator complex protein 3. The coding region runs from base 59 to 1753 and encodes 564 amino acids. Lineage: Eukaryota; Viridiplantae; Streptophyta; Magnoliopsida; Rosales; Cannabaceae. Gene Ontology annotation, molecular function: iron-sulfur cluster binding; acyltransferase activity, transferring groups other than amino-acyl groups. The record is from RefSeq and is a predicted model, not a curated record. The transcript has 9 exons. Gene Ontology annotation, cellular component: cytoplasm; elongator holoenzyme complex; nucleus. Gene Ontology annotation, biological process: tRNA wobble base 5-methoxycarbonylmethyl-2-thiouridinylation.
AUUCACUUCUCUUCAGUGUUCCUUUGUUCGUUUUUUCUCUUUACUCAAACUCUCUUCCAUGGCGACUGCGAUGGUGGCUGAUCCAAACAAGAAGCAACCCCGGCCGGGGCGAGGCGGGUUCGAAGCCCAUGGACUAUCCGAAGAAGAGGCUCGAGUCAGAGCCAUAGCUGAGAUCGUAAGCUCCAUGGUCGACCUCUCUCACAAAGGCGAAAAUGUCGACCUCAACGCACUCAAGUCAGCCGCUUGCCGCAAGUACGGUCUGGCGCGUGCGCCCAAGCUCGUGGAGAUGAUUGCGGCACUUCCUGAUUCGGAGCGCGAGUCGUUGCUCCCCAAGCUCAGGGCCAAGCCGGUUCGAACCGCCUCCGGCAUCGCCGUCGUGGCCGUGAUGUCUAAGCCUCACCGGUGCCCUCACAUCGCCACUACUGGUAAUAUUUGCGUGUACUGCCCUGGUGGACCUGACUCUGACUUCGAGUACAGCACUCAGUCUUAUACUGGCUACGAGCCAACUAGUAUGCGCGCCAUUAGAGCAAGAUACAACCCGUAUGUCCAGGCUAGAAGCAGGAUAGAUCAGUUGAAGCGUUUGGGUCACAGUGUAGAUAAGGUUGAGUUCAUUUUGAUGGGUGGUACGUUUAUGUCACUGCCAGCAGAUUACCGUGAUUAUUUCAUAAGGAAUCUUCACGAUGCUUUGUCGGGACACACCUCUGCGAAUGUAGAAGAGGCCGUGGCUUACUCAGAGCAUGGUGCUACUAAAUGCAUUGGCAUGACAAUCGAAACGAGGCCAGAUUAUUGCCUUGGACCUCACCUGCGCCAAAUGCUUACCUAUGGUUGCACAAGACUGGAGAUUGGAGUACAAAGUACUUAUGAAGAUGUGGCUCGUGACACAAACAGAGGUCAUACAGUUGCUGCUGUGGCCGACUGUUUCUGCUUGGCAAAGGAUGCUGGUUUCAAGGUUGUUGCACACAUGAUGCCUGACCUUCCAAAUGUUGGUGUGGAGAGGGACAUGGAAAGUUUCCGGGAGUUUUUUGAGAGCCCAUCAUUUCGAGCUGAUGGACUUAAAAUCUAUCCUACGCUUGUGAUCCGUGGAACUGGGCUUUAUGAGCUCUGGAAAACUGGCAGGUAUAGAAACUAUCCACCAGAGCAACUCGUGGACAUUGUAGCUAGGAUUCUAGCCUUGGUACCUCCUUGGACACGUGUCUACAGGGUACAGCGGGAUAUUCCCAUGCCUCUAGUUACAUCGGGGGUUGAGAAAGGAAAUCUUCGGGAGCUGGCUUUAGCUAGGAUGGAGGACUUGGGAUUAAAAUGUCGUGAUGUUCGAACAAGAGAGGCUGGAAUCCAAGAUAUCCACCACAAAAUUAAGCCUGAACAAGUUGAGCUAGUACGCCGAGAUUAUGCAGCAAAUGAAGGGUGGGAAACCUUCCUCUCAUAUGAAGACAUACGCCAGGAUAUUCUUGUUGGCCUGCUGCGGCUACGCAAAUGUGGACGAAACACAACUUGUCCUGAACUCAUGGGGAAAUGUUCCAUCGUUCGGGAACUCCAUGUUUAUGGAACUGCUGUUCCGGUUCAUGGGAGGGAUGCAGACAAACUGCAGCAUCAGGGUUAUGGUACUCUUCUGAUGGAGGAGGCCGAGCGGAUUGCUCGCAGGGAGCAUAGGUCGACGAAGAUAGGUGUUAUUUCUGGUGUAGGAACACGGCAUUACUAUAGGAAACUGGGUUAUGAGCUUGAAGGGCCAUACAUGGUGAAACAUUUAGUAUGACAAAAGCUAAAGUGGAACACAGUUUUGCCUCAUCUAUAAUCUGUAACCUUAUAAGAAAGUUAUCUUUUGGCUUUGGAUAUUUAUCUUUUAUAUAUUACCUUUGUGCA